UGAUAAUUUGUAAAUGAAAUAAUAAUGGCAUUAUCUAUAUGUGGGAUAUUAUCAAAGUAUGUCGAAGAGUAGUGACAAGAUACCCAAUAAUCGUUCAAGCAACACAAGCAGGUAUAUUAAUGGCAUUGGGAGAUCAAAUUGCACAAAAUUUUAUUGAACGAAAAAAAUUUAAGGAAUUAGAUUUUCUAAGAACAGCUCAAUUUGGAAGUAUAGGAUUUUUUAUUACUGGACCUGUAACAAGAACCUGGUAUGGAAUAUUAGAUAAAUAUAUUGGCUCAAAGACUGGAAUUGCAGUAUUAAAGAAAGUAGCUUGUGAUCAAUUAAUUUUUGCACCUGCAGGUUUAGGAAUUGUGUUAACAACUGUUGGUCUUUUACAAGGAAAAGAUUUUGAACAAAUAAAAACGAAAUUAUCUAAUGAAUAUCUAGAUAUUUUACUUAAUAAUUAUAAAAUUUGGCCUAUAAUACAACUAAUUAACUUUUAUUUUAUACCUUUACAAUAUCAAGUUCUAUUAGUACAAUCGGUAGCUAUUUUAUGGAAUACUUAUGUAUCAUAUAAAACAUUUACUUUAGGAGAACAACAAAAAAGGCAAAUAGAUGUAUAUAUAAAAUAAGUAAAAAUUUAUAAACAUAUAUUUUUUUUAAAUACAGAU
Messenger RNA from Apis laboriosa (Himalayan honeybee), 650 nucleotides. RefSeq names its product protein Mpv17 (gene Mpv17). NCBI's taxonomy places the organism in Eukaryota, Metazoa, Arthropoda, Insecta, Hymenoptera, Apidae. The transcript has 4 exons. The record is from RefSeq and is a predicted model, not a curated record. Bases 39 to 611 code for a protein of 190 amino acids. Gene Ontology annotation, cellular component: cytoplasm; membrane.